CCUAAUCAGUCUCACGUUUUCAAAUUUUUUGUGUUUUCUCUAAUGGGAAACUGCUUAAGAUCUCACGCUGAGACGGAGCUCGCGGCUGAAGAGAAGAACCCGUGGCCUAUCAUCGAUGUAUAUGAUACGAAAGGACAACCUUCACCAGCAGAGAAUGAAGCCAAGGACAGGGAAGAGAUCAUCCCACGACCAUGUUUGAAAAGCUACAGCUUUAACGAGCUUAAAAUCGCCACCGGGGGUUUUCGCAAAGACCACGAAUUAGGAGAAGGUGGAUUUGGCCCGGUCUAUAUGGGCUGGGUCCAUGAACACUCACUGGAACCCGUUAGACCCGGAUCCGGUAUGGCUGUCGCAAUUAAGAUGCUUAGACAAGAAGGCUUUCAGGGUUAUAAACAAUGGGAGGCAGAAGUUAAGUAUUUAGGCAAAGUGAAUCAUCCCAAUCUUGUAAAGCUUAUUGGAUACUGUUCAGAGAAUGAUCAAAGGCUUCUAGUAUAUGAGUACAUGCCUCGAGGGAGCUUAGAAGAUCAUCUUUAUGAUGAUGAUCCGAACACCCAACCGCUUUCAUGGAGCCGUCGGUUGAAUAUUGCUCUUGGUGCUGCAAGAGGACUUGCUUAUUUGCAUCAGCCUGAUAUUAAAAUUAUACACCGCGAUUUCAAGACAUCUAACAUUCUACUUGAUGUGGAUUUCAACACUAAGCUUUCCGACUUCGGAUUGGUUAUAGAAGGUCCAAACAAUGAUAAGACACACCUCUCGCUCUCUAGAGUUUUUGGGACAUACGGAUACGUAGAUCCUAUGUACAUGAACACAUGUAAAUUGACAGCAAAGAGUGAUGUGUAUGGAUUCGGUGUCGUCCUUCUAGAGAUAUUAUCGGGGCGACGUGCCCUAGAUUGUAGCAAGCCAAGGGCGGAACAUGAAUUGGUGAAAUGGGCAAUGCCUUAUUUUAAAAAUAAGUUGCAUUUUUUGAAUAUUGUUAUGGAUAAGAGGAUAUAUGGGCAAUAUUCACAAAAUGAAGCAUUAAAGGUUGCUCAAAUUGCAGGACUUUGUUUGUCAUACGAUCGUAAGCAGAGGCCUAAUAUGAGUGAUGUGGUGACUGCAUUAGAAUUUAUUCAGGGGGGUGAAGGAUCAAGUUGAGAUAUUUUCUUUUCCCCCUCUAAUUCUAAGUUUCCGUAAUUAGAGUUUCCAGAUUCGUAUAUCGAAUAAUACGUUGGAUAUUAGGAUGUAUUGCAUUUUUGUUAGGUUUUUUCAUCUUUUUGUUAGAUCUUAUUCAUGCUUUUCCUUUAUUGGAGUUCACAGCCAAAGUUUGAAAAAUAGGCUACUCAUUUUUUUUUCCUCUUUGGUUUUUCUAAUGCGUGUUAAUGGACACUUGUCAAGAAAUG
Messenger RNA from Asparagus officinalis (garden asparagus), 1373 nucleotides. RefSeq names its product probable serine/threonine-protein kinase PBL10. The transcript has 6 exons. Bases 43 to 1128 code for a protein of 361 amino acids. Gene Ontology annotation, molecular function: protein kinase activity; ATP binding. NCBI's taxonomy places the organism in Eukaryota, Viridiplantae, Streptophyta, Magnoliopsida, Asparagales, Asparagaceae. The record is from RefSeq and is a predicted model, not a curated record. Gene Ontology annotation, biological process: protein phosphorylation.